Messenger RNA from Rhododendron vialii, 1460 nucleotides. Its product is annotated as bifunctional L-3-cyanoalanine synthase/cysteine synthase 1, mitochondrial. Gene Ontology annotation, cellular component: cytoplasm. The record is from RefSeq and is a predicted model, not a curated record. The coding region runs from base 114 to 1223 and encodes 369 amino acids. Lineage: Eukaryota; Viridiplantae; Streptophyta; Magnoliopsida; Ericales; Ericaceae. The transcript has 10 exons. Gene Ontology annotation, molecular function: cysteine synthase activity.
CCCUAAAUCCUUGUCCUCCUAUAAAAACGUCUCCAGCUAGCUCAUUCGAAUUCUCAAGCACACAGACAGAGAUCCCCACCCUCCCCCCCAGUGAGCUUCUCAAACCUCCAUCAAUGGCUGCCUUAACCAAUUUGAUCAAGAAAAGAUCUUCCUCCAUUAAUGGCCUCAUCAAACCCAGAUUGUUCUCUUCCGAACCUAUAGUUGAUCCAUCUUUUGCUCAGAGAAUCAGGAAUCUCCCCAUAGAUCUUCCCGGUACUGGUAUCAAGACAGAAGUCUCCCAACUUAUUGGGAGAACUCCCAUGGUAUAUCUUAACAAAGUAACUGAAGGCUGUGGAGCCUAUAUUGCUGCCAAACAAGAGAUGUUUCAGCCUACUUCCAGCAUCAAAGACAGACCAGCAUUGUCCAUGAUCCUAGAUGCAGAAAAGAAAGGACUAAUUACUCCAGGAAAGACAGUGUUGAUUGAGCCGACAUCAGGGAACAUGGGGAUUAGCAUGGCAUUUAUGGCAGCCAUUAAAGGGUACAAGAUUACUAUGACCAUGCCCUCCUACACUAGCUUGGAAAGAAGGGUUACUAUGAGAUCAUUUGGAGCUGAUCUAGUACUCACUGAUCCAACCAAAGGCAUGGGAGGUACUGUUAAGAAGGCUUACCAACUUUUGGAGUCCACACCAGAUGCUUUCAUGCUCCAACAAUUUAACAAUCCUGCCAAUACACAGGUGCAUUUUGAGACUACUGGUCCUGAGAUAUGGGAAGACACUAACGGAAAAGUCGACAUCUUCGUAAUGGGAAUUGGAAGUGGAGGCACUGUGACUGGUGUUGGAAAGUAUCUCAAAUCACAAAAUCCAAAUGUUAAGAUAUAUGGGAUUGAGCCUGAAGAAAGCCCUAUACUGAAUGGAGGAAAACCAGGCCCUCAUGCCAUAACCGGCAAUGGAGUUGGAUUCAAACCAGAUAUAUUGGACAUGGAUUUGAUGGAAGAAGUUCUUAUGAUUUCUAGUGAAGAUGCAGUGAAUAUGGCAAGGGAGUUGGCGCUGAAGGAGGGGCUGAUGGUGGGGAUUUCAUCAGGGGCUGCUACAGUUGCAGCAAUGAGACUUGCUAGAAGGCCAGAAAACAAAGGCAAACUUAUUGUGACCAUUCACGCGAGUUUUGGGGAGCGGUACUUGUCAUCAGUCUUGUUCGAAGAGCUGAGGAAAGAGGCUGAAAACAUGCAACCAGUUUCGGUCGAUUAGGGCAGAAUAUAAUCAAUAAGCUCUGGUCGCAUAUGUUGUAAUGAUGGUUUGUUGAAACUCUCAUGUUGUGUUGUUACUCCUUAACAUUUUCAUGUGCCGGAGACAUUUAUGGUCUUGUGAUCGAUUUUCGAUUUUGAGAAGCAUUGUUCAAGAAAUUGUGAGCUUGCGAAAAACUUUCUAGGGUUGCAGCUGGUUCCGCAGUUUCUAAUGACAUCAGUCAUGCAAAAAUGUUACCAA